This is a messenger RNA of Phaedon cochleariae (mustard beetle), 513 nucleotides long. The record is from the annotation of a GenBank genome assembly. NCBI's taxonomy places the organism in Eukaryota, Metazoa, Arthropoda, Insecta, Coleoptera, Chrysomelidae.
AUGGAAUUCAUGCUUGAAGAAUACACAGAUAUGCAUUUUAUCUAUGGUGAAACCGGUGGGCAUUCAAGAGCCGCUGCUGAAUUAUAUCGGGAUAGAUUUCCAAACAGACAACAUCCAUAUUUCAUGACACUUGCAGCUGUUCAUCGACGAUUUAGGCAAACUGGGUCUUUCAAAUUGAAUAAACACAAUUGUGAACAACAAUUAUAUCAGUUCCACUCACAGAAGGUGAUGCUCCCCGUGAAGUUUUUUGUGAAUGGUUUUUUGAAGAAAUACCUGGAAGCAAAUGACUCUCCUAGAUAUGUAUUAUUCACCGAUGAGGCAUGUUUCACAAGAGAUGGAUAUUUCGAUAGCAGGAGCCAUUUAUGGGAUGAAGAAAAUCCUCAUGGUAUGUUCUGAAAAGUUUACCAACAGAAGUUUUCUGUCAAUAUUUGGGCAGGUAUUGUCGACAAUCAUAUUGUGAGACCAUAUCUUCUUCCUCCUCGUUUGAAUGGAAGAUCUACAGAAUAUUUGUAG